This is a messenger RNA of Fusarium subglutinans, 897 nucleotides long. Its product is annotated as peroxisomal short-chain alcohol dehydrogenase. Gene Ontology annotation, molecular function: oxidoreductase activity. Bases 1 to 897 code for a protein of 298 amino acids. NCBI's taxonomy places the organism in Eukaryota, Fungi, Ascomycota, Sordariomycetes, Hypocreales, Nectriaceae. The record is from RefSeq and is a predicted model, not a curated record. The transcript has a single exon.
AUGAUGCAGUCACCAUAUACCCUCCGCACUGGCAUCUAUCCCGAGAUCGACCCAGAUCGGCUCGCUGGCUCGUUGAUAGGAAAGAAUGCUCUGAUAACGGGUUCUGGCAGGGGUAUCGGGCGAGAGAUCGCCAUCGCAAUGGCGCAAGCGGGGGCUAACAUUUGCAUCACGGCACGAACAAGCAGUCAGGUGGAGGAAACGAAAGCCGAGAUUGUGGGCUUAGGCCUGAAGAGCAAGGUCGUUGGCAUCGUGGCCGAUGUGCUUAAACUGGAGGAUCAAGAACGCCUCGUUCGCGAAUUCCGUGAACAACUUGGCCCCGUCAACGUCUUGGUCUGCAAUGCCGGUAGCAAUAUCUUCCAGCCUUUUCACUUGACGGAUGCGACCGAGUGGUGGGACAUAAUGGAGCUGAACGUCCGGGCACCAGUUGAACUCACGCGACUCGUUCUCACCGAAAUGCGCGAGAGGAAUCAAGCCGUGAUAAUCUACACGUCAUCACGAGCUGCCACGGCAGAUCUCCCAUGGACCACGGCGUAUAACUGUGCCAAAACGUCCAUCACCAGAUUUGCGGGCACCCUGCAGGUCGAGCUAGAUCAAUUGCAGAAGAUCGAGAAGGGAGUGGAUAACAACAUAUCCGUCUUUAGCAUUCACCCCGGUGAGAUCGAGACCAAGCUACAUGAGACGGGGUUCCCGGAAAAGACAAAACGAGAGGCCCCCUACGUUAUCGAGCAUAUGGCAAAGAUAGGCGCUAAGAGACCUCAUUUUGAGGCUGCUUUGCCAGCGUGGACAUGCGUCUGGCUUAGCUCUGGGAAGGCUGCAGCUCUGAGGGGGAAGUUUGUGGAUUGCACCCGUGAUGUUGGCGAGCAGGCGAAAGCGGCCAGAGAAGCAGCUAAAAUAUAA